AUGCAACCACCUUGGGAACAUGUGGCAACUAAUCUCCGCAUUUUCCUCUGCCACUGUUGGUUCGAUCCCGCGCCUGUCAUGGCUCUCUCCUCCGUCGCUGCCACGUCAGCUAAGGCGACCGUCGCGCCGAGGCUGACUGCCGCCGUCAGCCAGGACAAUGCUCUCAGCGCCGCUGGACUCGUGCCGCUCAAGCAGCGCAAUCUGAGGACGGGAUUCCUCGGCGAGGCCGUUCGACAGCAGGCUCAGGCGGCUAGCCGGCCAGUCCUGGCCGGCAAGUCAGCCGGCCGGCCGGCGACGGUGACGGCGCGCACGUCGGGGUCGCAGUACGAGGUGGAGGUGGACAAGCCGCUCGGCCUCACGCUCGGCGACAAGCCCGGCGGCGGCGUGCAGAUUUCGGGUGUCGCCCCCGGAAGCAACGCGGCGAAGGCGGGCAUCAAGGUGGGCGACCAGGUGGUCUAUACGAGCAGCUUCUUUGGCGACGAGCUCUGGCCGUCCGACAACCUCGGCUUCACGCGCACGGCCGUGAACGCCAAGCCCGACUCCGUCUACUUCGUGCUCGCCAGGGGCGGCUAUGUGGACGUGAAGCGCCUGCCUAAGAGACCCGCGCCUUCCCGGUUCGGACGCAAGCUGACCGAGGCCCAGAAGGCUCGGGCCACGCACAUCUGUCUGGACUGUGGCUUCAUCUACACUCUGAACAAGCCCUUUGAGGAUCAGCCUGACUCCUACGAGUGCCCGCAGUGCUCAGCACCCAAGAAGCGCUUUGCUCGCUACGACCCGGUGAAUGACCGGGCUAUCGGUGGGGGCAGCACUCCUAUCCUCUCCCUCAUCUCCAUUGUUGUUGGCGUUGCCGCCAUCGCUGCUGCUGCCUACUACGGCUUCCAAUGA
Molecule: messenger RNA, 885 nt
Organism: Closterium sp. Yama58-4
Lineage: Eukaryota; Viridiplantae; Streptophyta; Zygnematophyceae; Desmidiales; Closteriaceae
Source: the annotation of a GenBank genome assembly